GAAGUUCUCAGCAUGGCUCCGGAGAGCACGUCACUCCUGAGAGCUGGACUCGUGUUGUUGUUUGCAGCUCAAGUCCUGCCAUCAGUGUCUGGCUGCUACUUGGGUUUCUACGAGAGGCUGAUCGAUGAUCUCUGCCUGGUGAAGUUCAAAUUCGACAUGGCGGCUCUAGACAGAGGCCUGUGGUGCAGCUGGCCGGACACCAUGGAGAUCUACGAGGGACUUGCGAACUGUACUCACAAGGUGGCGCUCAAGGUGGACUGCUUCUGGCCGAAUCACAUCGUGGACCGCUUCUUCAUGCAGGUCCACCGGGUCUACUUUCACGACUGCGCCCUGACCGGCCGGCUCCUCCACGAUCCGCCAAUCGGCAUCCUCGCCCCCUUCAUCGCCAUACCGGUGCUGAUCACGCUCCUCAUGACGGCUCUGGUGGUGUGGAGGAGCAAACGCACAGAAGGGGUGUUGUGAAGUCGGGUUCUUGAAUGUGCACAUGGACUCAUAACAGAGACAGAUCAUGUGAAGGGCUAAUUUUUUGUUCAUAUUUGUACAGGUGCCUCUACUGUGUGUGGCCUAUAACUCAAACCAGACCAGUUUCCACAGGUCUGAUGUGUUUGAGUGAUUAUUCUUCAUCCACAGGGGGUGCCAAGAUCAUC
Molecule: messenger RNA, 647 nt
Organism: Notolabrus celidotus (New Zealand spotty)
Lineage: Eukaryota; Metazoa; Chordata; Actinopteri; Labriformes; Labridae
Product: receptor activity-modifying protein 1-like
Exons: 3
Coding region: 13-462 (149 amino acids)
Biological process (GO): intracellular protein transport; receptor internalization; G protein-coupled receptor signaling pathway
Cellular component (GO): membrane; signaling receptor complex; cell surface
Molecular function (GO): coreceptor activity
Source: RefSeq, a predicted model, not a curated record